This is a messenger RNA of Cantharellus anzutake, 2571 nucleotides long. RefSeq lists its product as uncharacterized. The record is from RefSeq and is a predicted model, not a curated record. NCBI's taxonomy places the organism in Eukaryota, Fungi, Basidiomycota, Agaricomycetes, Cantharellales, Hydnaceae. The coding region runs from base 207 to 2291 and encodes 694 amino acids. The transcript has 5 exons.
CUGCCGUUAACUCGCAGUGCAAGUCCGCUUUGCAAACCUCCCUGAACGUUCGAACGCCCAGACCCCAGAGAAAGCCAACUUCUCUGUAAGCAAAGCCAACGUUCUUGCACCCCUAUCUUUGGACUGGGCCGGAGACCAAAGUCCGUUGUACCCGCGGUCACAGCUCGAUAUUUACUUCACUCUGAAAUUGCAGAACUUUCCACACUAUGGCGUCGACGGUCCCUACUGCGACGCACCAAUCUUACCAGCAAAUGCCCCACGGAGUAUCUUAUGCACCUCAGCAUCAACAAUCCUAUGCCUAUCAUCCAUCUUUAUUGCCGAGUACUCAACCGUCCUCGUCACAACAGCAACAGCAUGACCAAAGAUACGCAUAUGGCCAAGCGUCACAACCCCAGCAGCAACAGCCAAAUACCCAAGCUACCUCUCAGCCCCCGUCGGAGAACCCACCUAGUCAGGAUCCGGCUGCUCCAGUUGUCGGUGAGAAGCGCAAACGAGGCCGGCCGAAGGGAUCGAAGACAAAAAAACCUAAACUCGAUGCAUCCACCACAAACGCAUCCCAGCAGCAGCAGAGCACUCCACAAUCUGGCUCUUCUUCAACUGCGCAACAGACGGCACCUGCCGCCCCGACCUUUUCCGCAUCAUCUGAGCGGCAACCCUCUUCCCGAACCACCGAAUCAGCUUCGAGCCGGCCCACUGUACCAAUGCCGCAAUCAAACGUUAACAUGCAAGAGGUUUUUGAGUUUCAUUGGAAAGCUAUGCACAUGUGCAUGGAUUUUUGCCAAGCUGCGAGCGAUCUUAUUGCUGGAACGCCCGAGGCUGUCCUAUCCUACGCGCUCUCGUCGAAUAAGAAAGUGAAUCCCAUGCAGGCGAUAAACGAGGCAAAAGCGAUAUGCGAUGCCUUUAUCGCGGACCCAUCCAUAUUCAUGGAUGAGGCUGGCACCGGUACACCUGCGUCGUUACCUACGUCUACCCCUAGAGUAAGCCUGGCCACGAUUCCCCCACCACCACCCUGGCAAAAGGGAGGGGCGAAAAGCUCUGCGACUGCUGGACCUACCACUUCUACCGCUAGUGCGCCGACGAAGAAGGCUUCUGCAUCGCAGCGUAGCUCAGACCCAUCUGAGUCGCCAUCUCUUCCACCAGCCUUCCCGAAUGGACAGUACCAAGCCGCAUCAUCCUCAUCACCCGCACAGUCGGAAUCACCCCAGACGCAACAAACUACAACGACGUCAUCACAGCCAUCUGGCUUUCCUGGCCCUCCUGCACCGAUGCAUCCAGGUCAGGCUGUCGCUUUUAACAGCAUGAAGCAAUCCCCAAUGCUUCAUGGUGGCACCUGGACCGCGGAAGACGUUCAGAAGCUUAAGGAUAUCGUUGACCAGUAUAAGGGCGGGGACGUACAAAAAGAAGUUGACUGGGACUGGGUAGUUAAUCAAUUUGGCGUUUCUAAAACAAGGCAUCAAAUUCUUAUCAAAGCAACCCAGAUGGGUCUCAAGCCUUCAGGGACAAAUGGAGCGCGAAGACGAAAAUCAUUACCUGAAGGCUCUGGGCCUGAACAUGCAGAUGUUUCAUCAAAUGGACAAAAUACGAGCACACUGUCCCUGCCUGGCAGCUCUUCCCAUGUGAACGGUCGACCUAUUGCUCCGUCACCACAGUCCUAUACGCAUCCUCAGCAGCCCAAUGGUCCGACAGCAUCACCUCGCCAAGCGCCACCCCCAGCAUAUAAUACUCCUCCUGCUCUGUCUAAGCACAAUAUCCAAGGCACGGUGACGUCCACGAAUUACCGUCAGCAACCUUCGCCUGCCCUGUCACAUCGCGGAUACGCGCCAACCCCUUCCCCCCAAUCCCAAUCUUCUUCGCUGUCAAUAAACCCCUCGAUACAGCCCCAACAACAUCAACAAACGCAGCAGCCCCAGCAAUCAUAUCUCUUUCCCCCUCAACAGCCUGCUACUCACUUCUCCGCCUUUACCAGCUCCCCUGCUACUCGACCCCCUCUACCACCGCCCCAGAUUAAUCCUAACAUAAAUGGCCCAAUGCAACAAUCACAAACAGGUGGUACCCGUUGGGUACCCUACAACCCCCCAACUGCCUCUGGAGCCCCUAAACCACCACAAAGUCACCAUCCAAAAGGGCUUCAGGGAAUGAUGAACAGCGACUUGCCAAUGAGCCAACCAAAUGGGAAGGGGCUGCUACACGGAACAACUUCUGGUUCCGUUUCGAGUAACAGCGGAUCACGACCGGGUUCAAGUGCGGGGCAUGCACCAGGGAAUGCUGGUGGUUAUGGAUCAUAUUCAUGAUGCAUUUACUACGACAUUUCUCCUUCACUCCGUGUCGCCUCAUUCACCCACCUCUAGUUUUUUGCAUUGCGCUUCCGGAUUAUGCUUUCUUGAAUCUUUAUUCCUUUUUUCCGGCUCUGGACUUACUCCUACUACUAACUUUAUUUGUCUGCCAAAAGCUCCCUUGUCACUAUUCCAAGAUGGGCGUCCGUUAUUGGGUUCCGUUCUAGUAUCGAGUACAAAUCGUUGUAGCAAUAUAGAACACCUAGCGUGCCAAAACUCGCACGCUGCUGUUUUUGGG